Molecule: messenger RNA, 506 nt
Organism: Larimichthys crocea (large yellow croaker)
Lineage: Eukaryota; Metazoa; Chordata; Actinopteri; Sciaenidae
Gene: rpa3
Product: replication protein A3
Exons: 4
Coding region: 62-430 (122 amino acids)
Biological process (GO): nucleotide-excision repair; DNA replication; mismatch repair
Cellular component (GO): DNA replication factor A complex; nucleus; site of double-strand break
Molecular function (GO): damaged DNA binding; single-stranded DNA binding
Source: RefSeq, a predicted model, not a curated record
UUUCCGCGCGAUAUCGCUUCGUGUAGAGUUCCCCGCCAAAAAAACAGCAACAACCGUGAAGAUGGCAGGAAUACUGGACGUGCCCAAGCCGAGGAUCAACGUGUCCAUGCUGUCGCAGCACGUCAGCAGACCUGUCUGCUUCGUGGGCCGGGUGGAGAAAGUACACCCGACGGGAAAGACGUUCACGGUGGCGGAUGGAGAAGGAAAGGUCGCCACGGUUGAACUGAACGAGCCUCUUGAAGAAGAGCUGAGCGGCGUCGUGGAGAUCAUCGGCAUGGUGUCGAACAAAGGAGCCAUAAUGGCCUCCACGUACAACAUGCUGCGAGAGGACAAGGGCAUUCCUUUUGAUUUAGAGCUGUAUAACGAAGCCCUCAAGGUCGUCCAUGAUUUCCCCCAGCACUACCCGUUUGAAGUGGCAGCGAGUGGAUAAAGCUCCCCUCCUGUUUGUUUGUUUGUUUGUUUGUUUGUUUGUUUGUUUCAUGUGUUGUUGUUUUUUGUUGUUGCUG